Carassius carassius (crucian carp) is the source of this 1461-nucleotide messenger RNA. Its product is annotated as serine/threonine-protein kinase RIO1-like. Gene Ontology annotation, cellular component: cytosol; preribosome, small subunit precursor. Gene Ontology annotation, biological process: maturation of SSU-rRNA. NCBI's taxonomy places the organism in Eukaryota, Metazoa, Chordata, Actinopteri, Cypriniformes, Cyprinidae. Gene Ontology annotation, molecular function: protein serine/threonine kinase activity; ATP binding. The record is from RefSeq and is a predicted model, not a curated record.
AAGCGCUACACUGCAAUGAGGGCUGGGAAUAAUCCACAGACUAAUCGUCAAAGUUCUACUAAAAAUACCUUAAACAUGUCCACUCCAUCAGACAAGGUCCUGAGGAAAUUUGAAAACAAAAUUAACCUGGAUAGACUGAGCUAUGCUGAUUCUGUGAUUAAUAAAGUCACUGUGAUGCGAAAGCAGAAGGAAGCAGACACGUUUCGAGUAAAGGACAAAUCAGACCAAGCUACAGUUGAACAGGUUUUGGACCCCCGUACACGUAUGAUUCUGUUUAAAAUGCUCAGCAGAGGAGUCUUUUCAGAGAUCAAUGGCUGUAUCAGCACAGGCAAAGAGGCAAAUGUCUACCAUGCAACUACUGCAAAAGGAGAAAGCAGAGCUAUCAAAAUAUACAAAACAUCAAUUCUACUUUUCAAAGACCGAGAUAAAUGUGUCAGUGGUGAAUUCAGGUUUAGACAUGGCUAUUGCAAGGGCAACCCUAGAAAAAUGGUGCGCACUUGGGCUGAGAAGGAAAUGAGAAACUUGAUCAGACUACAGACCGCACAGAUUCCAAGUCCAGAGCCCAUCAUGUUGCGGAGUCAUGUUCUCGUCAUGAGCUAUAUUGGUCGAGAUGACAUGCCCGCCCCCCUGCUGAAAAACACUGUCCUUUCAGAAUCCAAAGUGCGGGAACUCUACCUGCAGAUCAUCCAGAACAUGAGAAUAAUGUACAAUGAAGCUUGUCUGUUCCACGCUGACCUUAGCGAGUUCAAUAUGCUGUAACAUAAUGGAGAUGCUUAUAUCAUUGACGUCUUUCAGUCCAUUGAGCACGAUCAUCCUCAUGCUUUAGAGUUUCUUCGCAAGGAUUGCAGCAAUGUCAAUGACUUGUUCCAGAAACAAAAUGUGGCAGUUAUGACAUAUGUGCGUGAGCUGUUUGAGUUUAUCACAGAGCCCUCAAUCACAAGUGACAACAUUAAUCAGUAUUUGUACAAGGCGAUGGAGAUAGCAACUGAAAGAACUGCAGAGGACAGAUCCAAUCAGGACAAAGUUGAUGAGGAGGUGUUUAAGAAAGCCUACAUUCCACGCACACCUACUGAAGUCACCCAAAAUGAGAGGGAUGUGGACACAAUGUUGAAGAAAAAGGAGGAUGCUUCUUCUGAAGAUACAAACACAGACAAUAUCCUCUACCAGACAGUGACAGGCCUCAGAAAGGAUCUUUCUGGAGUGCAAACAGUACCCUCCAUACUGGAAGACUCCACAAAGGGUGAUAGUUCAAGCUCUGAGGGAGAGGAGGAGGAGGAUGAUGAGAAGUCAGAAGGGGAAGACACAGGAGAGGGCGGCAGACACACUGAGGAAGCACAGCUGGACAGAAAAGAAAGAAAGAAAAUGGUUAAAGAAGCUCAGAGGGAGAAAAGAAAAAAUAAAGUGCCGAAGCAUGAGAAAAAGCGCAAGGAGAAAGUUACCAAAAUGAAGAAAGGAAGAUGA